AAAUAACAACACAACAAAACUUUGAUUGACACUGACUAUUGAUUAUAACUGCGCAAUUUGAAAAUAUAUUAAAUUGUUCUCAACUACACAAAAAAUGAAGUUGAAGUAUUCAAAAACUCUUUUGGAAGCACAGGACGCAGAGAGUCCAAUAGCAGACAUUUGCUGGUCACCUAACAAUAUAAAGCUAGCUGUGGCGACAUGCGACCGGUUGGUGCUGUUGUUUGAUCGUGAGGGAACACGGAGAGAUAAGUUUGCCACCAAACCCGCUGAUCCUGCUGCAGGGAAAAAGUCAUAUGUUAUUACAAACUUAUCAUUCAGCGAGAACUCAGAGCUGCUAGGCGUGGCUCAGAGUGACAAUAUGGUGUUCGUAUACCGCGUGGGAGCUGAUUGGAGCGGGAAGAAAGUGAUCUGUAACAAAUUUCCGUUGACUGGUGCACCCAUGUCACUGUUACCAGCAGACAACGGGUUUUAUACUGGCACAACUGAUGGAAAGAUAAGAUCUCUGGAUUGUAAGAGUAACAAGAGCAGUAGUAUGUGGACGGGAAGCGCUUGUUGCGUGUCGUUGGCUCGGGGCGGAGAGGGCACUCUCGCGUCAGGUCAUGUUGACGGCACUCUCUACCUCAACGGACGACUCCUAUUGCGAUAUGCGUUACCUCCGACUGCACUUGUUCUACUGCCUCCUUAUCUCAUAGUGGGAUCUUGUGACGGUCGUGUGUCUGUGUAUGAAGCACAGCGCGGGGCUCUCCUACGCAGCUUGGAGCCUCAACUACCGCCUGAUCGACGCGAUUUGAUAUCUGCAGCCCCCAGUCCUUCAGGACAGACGGUGGCAUUUGGCGUGUUCGACGGGUGCUUAGUAGGCGAGCUGAAGGAGUCUGGUGGAGUAGAACUGUCUAUGCUGAACAUACCUAACUUGUACGCGGCGCGGGCGCUCGCUUGGAGCGGGGACGGGACCAAGCUAGCAAUCGCUUCACAAACCGGAGCCGUUAUACAACUUGAGGCUGUGUUGAGACGCUGGGUAUGGCGUGACUCAGUGGAGGUGCAGCAUGUGAGUGGUCGCCAACUGGUUCUGUCACGACUGGCCAACGACGCUCCCCCCCUCACGGUCACCACUAAACAAGCGCCCGAUAUAUUUAACGUGAGGUUUAUCGGUAACGAUUGGUACGCUGUAUGUCGUACCACCUCCACAUUGAUAUUGUGUGAUAUCGCUCGGGGUUUGACUAGUGAGAUCCCAUGGUCUGGAGGUGGUGAGAGGGUGUACGCAGCCGUUGGAGGCGCUUGUCUAUUGCAUCGAGCGGGUGAAUUAAGCGUUGUGGAAUAUGGCCUUGAUAAAGUGUUACAUACGGUACGGACGGAGCGUGUAAAUCCUCACGUGUUGAGCGUGCGUAUAAACGAGGGUGCCACCGGCGGUACGGAGAUAGGUGAUCGCAAGCACCUCGCCUACUUACUCGACAGGCAGACCAUUGCUGUGGUCGAUCUUACUACUGGUAUUCAGUUGGGUCAAUGGUGGCAUGAGGCUCGCGUGGACUGGCUCGAGUUGAACGAGAGUGGACAGUUACUGUUACUGAGAGACACGAGGCGAAGACUGGCUUUAUUGAGACUUGAUAAUGGAGAAAAGGAAAUCAUAGCAAGUGGAGUGUCUUUCGUGCAGUGGAUAGAAAACAGUGAUGCAGUUGUAGCUCAAACACCGACUCAUUUGCUUGUUUGGUACAGUGCCUGGGACCCUAGCAGUGUUGAGAUGGCAGAAUGCGGCGGUGCUGUCGCCGUCGAAGUGAUCUCAAGACGUGUUGUACUAGAAGGAGGACUUCUACCUUAUUUACAAUUGGACGAACAUAGACUCGCUUUUAAUAAUGCUCUUCGUAGCGGUGAUCUAGCCGGGUGUGCGCGGUACUUGGACGGUGUCGGUAACAACGCGGACGUGGCUCCGUUAUGGAGGCAGCUGGCUGAACGUGCACUCGCCGAUGAUGAUGUUCAAUUGGCUGCUAAAUGUUAUCGAGAAGUGGAUGAUGUAGCUCGUACGUUCUACUUGGAGAAGACAGUCGAAUUGGCUGCCGAUGAAGGCGACGGCGAUGUUACUGUCGGGUUAAAUAACGCCCUAGUGCGAGCUCGUUUAGCAAUAUUCGAGGGAGAUUUAUCAGCGGCAGAAGAAUGUUAUGUACGUCGAGCAGGUCGGCCUGAGCUGGCAGUGAACAUGUACAAGAUGUUCAAUAAGUGGACUGAAGCCAUAGCACUCGCUGAGAGGACCGACCGCGCCUCCGUGGCCUCGCUCAGACAACAACACAUGGACUAUUUGACUUCUACUGGUCGGCUAGGUGAAGCGGGCGCAGUGCUGGCGUCGUCGGGCGACGUGUCGGGCGCGGUCCGGCUGUGGCUGCGGGGCGGACGCUCGCGCCGCGCCGCCGCCGCGCUGCUGCUGCAUCCGCAGCUACUGCGGGACACUGACUUGUUGGACGCCGUACAUACGCAGCUCAUACAGGAAGAAUGGUGGGAGACGGCGGGCGAAAUAUCCGAGCGUAAAGGUGACACUCGUGCCGCCGUCGAGUACUACGCCAAGGGAAAUAAUUAUGCACGAGCUGUUCAACUGGCUAGAGAGGCGUGUCCGGGCGAGGUGACCCGCCUGGAGGGUGCGUGGGGCGCGUGGCUGGUGGGGGCGCGGCAGGCGGGCGCCGCCGUGCCGCACCUCAUCGAGGCCGGCCAGCCGCGCGCCGCGCUCGACGCCGCGCUCGCCGCGCACCACCAUCGGAAGGCGCUGCAGAUACUACAGGCUAUAGACGAUAAGGAGUCUAUCAGAGAGCAGUGUGAGAGACUUGGUGAUCACUUUAUUUCAACUCGAGAAUGGGAGACGGCAGAACGUGUGCUAGUAUCGUGCGGUAUGUCGGAGCGUUGUGUCCGGGCAUACAAUGCGGCCGGCCGAGUAGCGGACGGACUGCGCCUGGCCGCCGCACAACUGUCCGAGGAACAAACCCGGGACAUCUACAUGCCACUCGCACAACAACUGCGGCAGGACGGACAGUUGCGGAAGGCUGAGCAGAUAUACAUCGGCCUUGGAGAGCCUGAUGAAGCUAUCUCUAUGUAUAAGGAGGCAUCUCAGUACGAAGCGAUGCUCCGCCUGGUGGCAGUGCACCGCGCCUCGCUACUGGAGGCCACGCGGCGACACGUCGCGCAGGCUUUACACGCCUCGGGAGAUCUGCGCGCUGCUGAGAAUUACUAUAUACAGGCCGGAGAUUGGAAAAGUGCAAUACAGAUGUAUCGUUCUGCGGGACAAUGGGAAGGUGCAGAACGAGUUGCGCGAGCGCAUGCACCCAGUGGGGUCCAACAACAGGUGGCCCUGCAGUGGGCCGCGGCGCUGGGCGGGGCGCCGGCCGCGCGCCUGCUGGCGGCGCGGGGACUCGCCGCGCUCGGCGCGCGGUGGGCGCUGCAGGCACAACGCUGGGACAUCGCAAUGGAGCUAUGUUCUCUGGGUGGAGGCAUGACUCGGAGCGAGGUGGCUCGCGCCGAGGCGGCGGCGUUGGCGGAGGAGAAGCCAGAAGAGGCCGAGGCGGCGUUCCUCCGCGCCGGCGCCGCGGAGCACGCCGUGCGCAUGUGGCUGCAGCACGGCAAACAUCAGCGGGCACUCGCACUGGCGGAGCAACAUGCCCCUACUCUGGUUGAAGAAGUGUUAGUGGAAGGCGCUAGGGCAGCUGCUGAGCGUGGAGACCUACCGCAGUUUGAGACGCUCAUGAUUAGGGCCAAUAGACCUCGUGAAGUAGUGCAACAUUAUAAGGACUUGGAGUUAUGGGACGAAGCGGCCCGCGUGUCCCGCGAGUACGUCCCGGAGAGCCGGUCGAGCCAGGAGUCGGUGCCGGGCGAGGUGCCUGCGCUGCUGCAGCGCGCGGCGGAGCAGGCGGACGCGGCGCAGUGGUGGGACGCCGUGUCUCUACUCGCCGCCGCCAGCGCCGCCGCCGCCACGCACAACGCGCCGCGCCUGGCAGAGCGCGCCGCGCUACGGGCUGCCAGGCUGGCGAGGGACCAUCUACAUGAUGCCCGCCGCCGCGCUGCUGCUGAUAUGCUCGCUGAAAGAUUCGCUGCAAUUGGUCAGAGCGAUAUCGGAGAACAGCUUCGAGCGGCUCUCACUGAAGGUUAUUCAGCUGAUGAUGAAGCUCCAGGAACAUCAACAGAAUACGAAGAAGAAGAGAUAGAAGCGCCUCGCGAAGUAGAGGCCGAGGUAGAGGCGGAGUCGGAAGCGUUGGAACGCCUGGCCCGCGCCGGGCACUGGCAGCGCUGUCUGGCGCACGCCGGCCGCGCCGCGCCGCACUACGCGCUCAGAUACGCAGCACAUCUCUUCAAGGCACACCCCCGCAUGGAAGGCCUAGACAUUGAAAGUGAAGAAGCUCCAGAGGUAUUGACACAAGUUCUGGACGUGUUGCGUCAAUACUUGGGCAAUGAAUCGGGUAUCGACUCUAUAUCUCCGAGUGAUGCACCUCUGGCUAAAGCAGUGUGUAGUGAGCUCUUACUGCGAGUGUCCACUGCACCCAAAGCAGUGACUGCGUUGAAGGAUGCCGGCGCUGUUAUGAUAGUAGCGGGGGCUGAGGAUCGAGCACUACAGGCAAUAACAUUAUUGUUAGCUCUUCACGUGCCCCUGUUAGCGCCAAAAGCAGCGAGAGCUUUACCUCGAUACACGGACAUCAUAGUUGCUGAUGCAGCGUACUACGCUAGCGGUACGGCGGUUCGUGCGGAAGGACCAAGCGGAGCCCGUGAGGCGUUUGUACUGCUCAACCGCUGUCUUGAUCUCGCAGAAGCCGCCGAUGAUGAUUCUGCGCAUCUAUUGGAUUAUACUGACUUUGAGUGCACUGACUGGAGUCGCACCCCAUUAUUGCUGGAUAGUGGUUGCGUACGUGGGGCUGCACUCGAAGAUGCUCGGGAGUGGGUACUCGCGGUCUCAAUGGACCAAGCCGUUGAACAGACAUUACCGGUUGAUGGACGCGGUAUGUACGCGUCCAGCGUGGCUGAUACCGAGCCUUGCUGUGUGGUUACCGGUUAUCCACUAGGAUCCAGACUUGUCACCUUUACUAACGGUCGUUGUGCGAACCGUGAAUGGUGGUCUCGAGUAGUGAGUGCAUCUCGUAGUGGAGGUGUACCAGCCGCCUUACUGCAGCACGUGGAGGCCUGGUGCGGGCCAGCAGACUACCAUCACGUGUAGACAUUCUGAUGACGCACUAACAUAUGCUGAUCCUCUAUAGGUACGUACAAGUCAAGAAUUAAGUUACAUCUGUAGUUCAUUAUUUUUAAUAACUGUUUGUUUUUCUCUGUUUCGUAUUAUGUAACAUUUUAAAAUAAUGUGUUUUUAAGGUAGUAAACAGAUAAAGGGUUCGCAUAAGAUAUGUUAGUUUAAUCGGGUGGAUUUGCAAAUAGUUAUAUGUUCUUACUAUUGUAUGUUUUUAUAUUAAAAAGAUUUGAAAUAAU
Messenger RNA from Spodoptera frugiperda (fall armyworm), 5439 nucleotides. RefSeq names its product intraflagellar transport protein 172 homolog (gene Oseg2). Gene Ontology annotation, cellular component: ciliary basal body; axoneme; intraciliary transport particle B. Gene Ontology annotation, biological process: intraciliary transport. The transcript has 35 exons. Gene Ontology annotation, molecular function: protein binding. NCBI's taxonomy places the organism in Eukaryota, Metazoa, Arthropoda, Insecta, Lepidoptera, Noctuidae. Bases 95 to 5176 code for a protein of 1693 amino acids. The record is from RefSeq and is a predicted model, not a curated record.